Molecule: messenger RNA, 847 nt
Organism: Diatraea saccharalis (sugarcane borer)
Lineage: Eukaryota; Metazoa; Arthropoda; Insecta; Lepidoptera; Crambidae
Source: the annotation of a GenBank genome assembly
AUUCGCAGCUAACCGUUUGACAAAAGCUUACCCAUAAAUUUGUAAUAAUGGCAGCUAAGGUAAAUAAUCGAGAGAAAUAAAAAUAUAUGUAAAAGUUACUUGAUUGAGUAUAAUAACAUGAUAUUAUACAGCUGAUAAAAUCAAAAUAAUGUAAUUGAUAAAUCGCAGAAGCUGAAUUAUAUCUCACUAAUUUAUGUUUUUGCAGUUCGUCGUAGUCGCUAUGCUGGUGGCAGUUGCUCAGGGUAGCGCCAUCCACGGAGCUGACUACACCAGCUUCUCGUACGGUGUGUCAGACCCGCACACCGGUGACGUCAAGAGCCAGCACGAGACCCGCGUCGGUGACAGCGUAGUCGGCCAGUACUCCCUCCUCGACUCUGACGGCACAAAGCGCACUGUAGACUACGCUGCUGAUGCCCACUCUGGAUUCAACGCUAUCGUCCGCAAGGACCCCGCCCUCGUCGCCCACGCCGCUCCCGUGGUGGCUCACGCCGCUCCUCUCGCCUACGCCGCACCCGCCAUCGCAGCGCCUGCCAUAGCUGCACCUCUGGCGUACGCUGCUCACACGCCCGCUGUCUCCGCCGUGUCCGCUUACUCUACCUCCCUCGCCCAUGGUGGUUACGCUGCCCCCGUCGCUGCAUACGCCGCACCCCUUGCCCAUGGUGUGUCCUUAGGCGGUCUCGGUGCCUAUGGAUCUCCUCUCGGCUAUGCCAAAUACUAUUAGACGAUGUACUAUUAAUUGUGCGUGUAAAUUUAUUUUAAUAAUUUAGAAUUGACAAAAAAUUAUGAUAAAAUUUUACCAAAGUGGAAAGAUGGUUUGACGCUGUGAUGAAAUAAAUAUUUUAUAUGU